Molecule: messenger RNA, 109 nt
Organism: Zonotrichia albicollis (white-throated sparrow)
Lineage: Eukaryota; Metazoa; Chordata; Aves; Passeriformes; Passerellidae
Source: RefSeq, a predicted model, not a curated record
GCAAUCCACGAAAAUGCCUUCAUCGUGUUCAUCACGUCGGCCCUGGGCCACAUGCUGCUCACCUGCAUCCUCUGGAGAAUGACUAAGAAACACACAGUAAGUCCCGAGG